AAAAUCCGUUCCUUUUUUAUUCUUCACUCUUUCCUCGUUGCCUAACCCCAACCCCAACGCGUCACCCAAUAAAUCACCAUACAAUCUUACACUCACCCCCACCGCAGUUCUCAAUUCUCACUCUCUCACGAUGGCGCAGCCUGCGACCCAUGUUUCGCCUCCAUUGAAGGACGAGCUAGACAUAGUCAUCCCUACCAUCAGGAACUUGGAUUUCUUGGAGAUGUGGAGGCCAUUCUUCCAGCCUUACCACCUAAUUAUCGUCCAGGAUGGAGAUCCCAGCAAGACAAUCCAGGUUCCUGAUGGCUUUGAUUACAAGCUUUAUAACAGGAACGAUGUGAAUCGGGUCCUUGGACCUAAGGCCAAUUGUAUCUCUUACAAGGACUCCGCCUGUCGGUGCUUCGGGUUCUUGGUUUCUAAGAAGAAAUACAUCUUCACCAUCGAUGACGAUUGCUUUGUUGCUAAGGAUCCAAGUGCGAAGGAGAUAAAUGCGCUGGCACAGCACAUACAGAAUUUGCUAACCCCAUCGACACCCUUCUUCUUCAACACCCUGUAUGAUCCAUUCAGAGAAGGGGCAGAUUUUGUGAGAGGUUACCCAUUUAGCUUGCGAGGAGGAGUGCCCACUGCCAUCUCCCAUGGCCUUUGGCUCAACAUCCCUGACUAUGACGCCCCUACUCAGCUGGUCAAGCCUCUUGAGCGUAACACCAGAUAUGUGGAUGCUGUUCUGACAAUCCCGAAGGGUACCCUAUUCCCGAUGUGUGGAAUGAACCUCGCUUUUAACAGGGAGCUGAUAGGCCCUGCUAUGUACUUUGGACUCAUGGGAGAUGGUCAGCCCAUUGGCAGAUAUGAUGAUAUGUGGGCUGGCUGGUGUGCCAAGGUAAUCUGUGACCAUCUGGGUCUUGGAGUGAAAACAGGGCUGCCAUACAUUUGGCACAGCAAAGCAAGUAACCCAUUUGUCAAUUUGAAGAAGGAAUAUAAGGGCAUAUAUUGGCAGGAAGACAUCAUUCCGUUUUUCCAAUCUCUUGUUCUACCAAAAGAGUGCACAACUGUGGAGAAAUGCUACAUUGAGCUUUCCAAAUUGGUUAAGGAAAAGCUUGGCCCUAUUGAUCCUUACUUCCACAAACUUGGUGAUGCAAUGGUUACUUGGAUUGAAGCUUGGGAGGAGCUCAAUUCGCCAAGACAAGGAUCUACAGCACAGCCCAAUGGCAUUGAGAAAAAAUGAGCCCUCUUUUUUCCCCAGUGGACAACAUAUCUUAUCUUGGCUAUACCAAUUGGAUGUGAUUACCUUCACCAUGUUUCUCUUUGGCAUUCUACAUUUGCAUGUCAUGCUGAGUUUUUUCUUCUGUUUUUGUUCCAUGUUGAGUUUGAUACAGUCAUUUCUUUGUCCUUAUGGAUCACUUUUGGACUGGAUAUACUAAAUCAAGGACUGUAAUUUUACAACAAAUCGAAUUCAAAUAUAUAGUUUACAUGAUUGCUUUU
Molecule: messenger RNA, 1476 nt
Organism: Hevea brasiliensis (rubber tree)
Lineage: Eukaryota; Viridiplantae; Streptophyta; Magnoliopsida; Malpighiales; Euphorbiaceae
Product: UDP-arabinopyranose mutase 1
Exons: 4
Coding region: 131-1219 (362 amino acids)
Biological process (GO): plant-type cell wall biogenesis; UDP-L-arabinose metabolic process
Cellular component (GO): cytosol; Golgi apparatus
Molecular function (GO): UDP-arabinopyranose mutase activity
Source: RefSeq, a predicted model, not a curated record